CCAGCAUUAUAAAAUGGGACGGAGGGAGUAGUAAAAAUUUGAAAAUAAAUAAAUUUUGUUCCAUUUGAGCUAGGAAAAGGCCAGAAAUUGUUUCUAAUUUUUUUCGAAUUCCAUGACUGGACUAGAAAGUCAGCUACCUUCUAAGUUCUCCCUCGAGUCUUCAUUUCUCCGACACUCUUUUCAUCGCUACAGAGAUGAAGCACAUCAAAUCGGCCGCCCGUAAGAUCUCCCGGAUUGUCAACGAGAGAAAACGUCUCAUGAGAGCCAUGGGGUCAUCAGUUUCUUACGGGGAACUGUGCAACUUGCCGGUGCCGAGGGAAAGAGUGGACGCGGUGGUAGUAGGAGCAGGGGUGGUGGGCAUAGCGGUGGCGCGUGAGCUUUCUGUGAAGCACGGGAGGGAAGUUUUGGUCAUCGACUCUGCACCCACGUUCGGCACCGGAACGAGCUCUCGCAACAGUGAGGUCAUCCAUGCCGGGAUCUACUAUCCUCCCCAUUCUCUCAAGGCAAGAUUUUGCAUGAGAGGAAAAGAGCUCCUGUACGAGUACUGCAAAGCUCAUGAAGUUCCUCAUAAAGAGAUUGGCAAGCUGAUUGUUGCUACUAGCUCUUCAGAGAUCCCAAAGCUGAGUGCUUUGAUGUCCAGAGGAAUUGAAAAUGGGGUUAAAGGUCUCAAGCUCAUUGAGCCUUAUGAAGCCAGAAGGGUAGAACCGGAAUUGCAUUGUGUUAAAGCCUUAUGGUCACCUUCUUCUGGAAUAGUUGACACUCAUUCCCUAAUGCUCUCACUAGUGGGGGAAGCUGAAAGUCAUGGCACAACUUUCACCUUCAACACUACGGUGAUCGGUGGCUACAUUGAUGGGAAUCAAAUUCACAUACAUGUCUCUGAGAGCAAAACUCUUUCAGACUGGAAUGGGAAAUCUCAGCUCUGCCCAGAACUUAUUCUUAUUCCUAGAUUGGUAGUGAACUCUUCAGGCUUAAGUGCAACAGCCGUGGCAAAACGGUUUGGUGGACUGGAUGGUCGAUUCAUUCCCAAUGCUCAUUUUGCCCGUGGUUGCUAUUUUACUCUCUCAACCUCCAAGAAUCCGUUCGCGCAUUUGAUUUAUCCCAUACCCGAAGUCGGUGGUCUUGGGGUUCAUGUCACCCUAGAUUUAAAUGGGCAAGUCAAGUUUGGCCCUGAUGUCGAAUGGAUAGAUGGCAUUGACGAUGUUUCAAACUUUCUAAAUAUGUUUGAUUAUUCGGUACGCGAAGACCGUGACCAGAAAUUCUAUCCAGCAAUAAGAAAAUACUACCCCGGCCUAAAGGAUGGGACCCUCAAGCCUGGUUAUGCUGGUAUUCGACCCAAACUUUCUGGCCCGGAAGAAGGCUUCACCGAUUUUAUAGUGCAGGGAGAAGACAUUCAUGGCAUACCUGGUCUUGUGAAUCUGUUUGGUAUCGAAUCGCCAGGCCUGACUUCAAGUUUGGCCAUUGCAGAGCAUGUUGCUGCUAAAGUAUGAAGCAGAUGAUUUUGUGGUCAUACUUGGGCACACAGAUUUACUAUAUUAAGGGCAAUUUGGUAAAUUUCUACCUUUUUCAUCUCUAAUUAAAAUUGAUGAGAAAUCAGUUUGAGAAAGUUUAGGAGACUAGUAUUAUACAUGAUCAGAAGAGGUGGAAACGUAAAAAACCAUAUAUGAAGUACAUAAAAAAAACAUCGUACUUCGCCAAUGAUGUCGUAAACCCCCAUGUAUACGUAUACAACAUCAUCAUAUACAUACAUGGGUCGCGGUGCCUGGCCUCUCUUCGUGGUGAUGUUCAAUCUGAGUUCAUCAUGUCAUACGUUCCCCGGCCCAUGUAUGUAUAUGAUGAUGUUGUGUACAUAUAUUAAGGGUGGUUGUUUCAAAGCCGGAACAAAAAUAAUGGUAAACAAACGUGCAUAAACAUUCUGUUCUAUU
Cuscuta campestris is the source of this 1922-nucleotide messenger RNA. The record is from the annotation of a GenBank genome assembly. Lineage: Eukaryota; Viridiplantae; Streptophyta; Magnoliopsida; Solanales; Convolvulaceae.